Molecule: messenger RNA, 2569 nt
Organism: Panicum virgatum (switchgrass)
Lineage: Eukaryota; Viridiplantae; Streptophyta; Magnoliopsida; Poales; Poaceae
Exons: 9
Coding region: 819-2288 (489 amino acids)
Source: RefSeq, a predicted model, not a curated record
GCUUGCCGGCGCCAGAUGCCAAGCUUCGCCGCGGAUAAGAGCGGAGUCAAACCUGUUUCAUCACGACGGCGCGACGUGCUCGCGUCGCGCCAUCUCUGGGCUGCCACCCGUCGAAUACCGCACGCGGCAUGGUCGAAGAGAUGGGCGCGGGCGCGGGCGCGGGUGCGGCGUGAUCGGGCGCGUCGAUCUCGGAGGCGACGUGCGAGCGACCCAACCCAAGACUCCAAGAGCAGCCUGUCGACCUCCCCUCCCCAGGCGCGAGACGGCGAGAAGCCCCGCUGCUGGAGCGCCUGCGGUGGCGGUGAGGCGACGAGUGGCCGCGGGCCCCGCCCGUCGACCUCGCGCCGGCCGCGAUUGGCGGGCGGCGGCCUCGCGUUCCGGAAAGGCUGGGGGCGCAGCGCAGCACGCGCCCCCCCACGCGUGGUGCGCCACGGCUGGCAGCCGCGCCGCACCACCACGCGGCGCCCAUGCGCGCGCCCCCCCGUGUGGUCGCCCUCGCGCGCGCGUCACCGGUCACACCGGAUAAGCCCAUUCGCCCAUCCCACCCCACGGCUCCCGCUCCCGGAUCGCCGCGGGCUCCUUUUGACUCGCGCGCCUCUUCUCUCUCACUCUUCCGUUUCGAAGCCUGAGCCCUGAGUUGCCGUGCUGCCUGGAGCCUCUGACGCCACCCCAGUCCCAGAUCGUCUGGGAGUCUCGUGGUAACUGCCCGGCGGCAGCGGGUUUCCGAGCAGCGUCCAGGCCUCCAGGGAGUUCCUUCCUGCUUCUCCGGGAGAGGUAAAAAUGUAUCAUCAGGGUCGAUGCAUCUAUCUGUGACAUAGAUGGAGGACUAUUUUUCACGCUUCCUGAACCUUGGUUGGCAGUUAAGACAAUACUUGACAGAAUUGAUAGAAAAUUUGCUUGGGUACAUUGAUUGGAUUCCUCAACGUCUUGAAAUACAAUUCUCUGCUAGUCAUGGAGGAUCACUGCCUGGCACUACAGGAUAUAUUCAUGAAGAGGCAUAUGCAUUAUCUAUUAGUAAAACUACUACAGAAGAGCAGACUGCAAAUGGAAUAUCUGAAGGCACAAUUUUCAGAAAAAAGUUUUCUGCUAUUUAUCAAAGAUCAUAUGGUAGGUCUUCCUAUCUUUUGCAUGGCUUCGGGGUGGUACGAAGAUUGGCGUUCCAUGUGCGUGAUCAGUGGAGUCUGUUUUUAAGUGAAGUACAUGCCAAACUAACUAGGAUCUUACAUCGUUUCUGGACAACACUACAGGGAUCUCGUGAAGACAUAGGAUGGUUGCAAAGAACUCGAGCAUCGCUUUGUUCAGUUGAUGGCACAGGCCGCUUCAAGGAGAUAUUAAAUGAGAUCAGAAAUGGUCUGCACUGCCUGCCUGAUACACUGGUUUACUUAUUUAUUCCUGGCCUUUUUAGCAACCACAGUCCACUUUACUUCACCAAUACGAAAAGAUUCUUUUCAAAAAUGGGAUUGGCUUGCCAUAUUGCAAAAAUUCAUAGCGAGUCAUCGGUGGAGAAAAAUGCGUGGGAACUGAAACAGUACAUUGAGGAGCUCUACUGGGGAUCUGGUAAGAAAGUUUUGCUCCUUGGCCAUAGCAAAGGUGGAGUUGAUGCAGCUGCAGCUCUUUCCUUGUACUGGUCUGAGCUCAAGGGCAAGGUUGCCGGCCUGGCAUUGGUUCAGAGCCCAUAUGGUGGCUCCCCAGUCGCCUCUGAUAUCCUUCGAGAAGGCCAGAUCGCUGAUAAGGAGGCAAGGAGAAUCAUGGAGCUCAUUGUAUGCAGACUAAUCAAGGGUGACAUGAGGGCCUUGGAGGACCUCACCUACGACAAGAGAAAAGACUUCAUCUCCAAGCACAAGCUCCCUGUUGAUGAGCUGCCGGUUAUCUCCUUCCACACCGAAGCCAGCACCGCGCCAACAGUUCUCACAACACUGACCCGCAUUGCCCAGGCCGAGCUUCUACCAUGGCUCCCCUUGCCACGGUUCUUCCCAUCAGCAUCCGAGUUUGUCGAGUCAAUGCUCGCCUCUCUAAAGGUCCCUGUGGUUGCACCUGUGUCGGCAGCGAUGGCGGUCACCGCGCUCCACCUGCGGCUGCGGUAUGGAGAGAGUAGUGACGGGCUGGUGACUCGGCGUGACGCUGAGGUGCCCGGAUCGGUGUUGGUGAGGCCCAAGAGGAAGCUGGACCACGCCUGGAUGGUGUACUCCACGCUGAAGAAGGGCAGCACUGAGGCUGAUGCAAGUGAGAUGUGCGAGGCCCUGCUGGCCAUGCUCGUUGAGAUUGGAAGGAACAAGAAAUUUCGCUGAUCAUUUGGUCAUCUGGAGAUCUGGAUCGUUGGUUUGGUCAUGCAAAAAUGUUUGUGCCUGAAGUCUACUUUAGUGUCAUGAACUGGAACUUACUAAUCUGAAGUCACCGGAGAAAGAGAGAUACUACAGUGAAUGAUAGAAUACUAUAGCCUUUACAGGGAAUAGUGAAAACUAGGUUGUACUUUUCCUUUGUUGGAAGAAAAUACACUUGGCAACAUGCCAUUUUGUUUUAACGAACAAUAACUCUUUCGUGACUAUUUUUUUGAAAUAGAAUCUUUUCA